CAUAGUAUAGGCCGCUACCUACCUGGUUUGCCCGAAAUAGUUCAUAUCCUUCCAGACCAAUCAGCAAGCAAACGCUCAACGGAAGUUGCAUUCCACUAGGCCCGUAGGUAGCCUCCUGCAAUUGCAAGGUAUCUCGGAAAUUAAUGUAUGUCAGAACUCAGAGUACACCACCGUACUUACAGAGAACGGAGUACAAAAGUGGAUCCGGAGUAUUGAUAUUAAUUUCCCACUUUGGUCUAGUGGUCCUGGUGGAGUGUCCGAUCGUUGGGGUUAAACUCUUUCGGGACGGCCCUACGGAGUAAUGAAUCUCA
Molecule: messenger RNA, 311 nt
Organism: Aspergillus sclerotioniger CBS 115572
Lineage: Eukaryota; Fungi; Ascomycota; Eurotiomycetes; Eurotiales; Aspergillaceae
Exons: 1
Coding region: 144-302 (52 amino acids)
Source: RefSeq, a predicted model, not a curated record